Wickerhamiella sorbophila is the source of this 1452-nucleotide messenger RNA. Its product is annotated as Glutamyl-tRNA(Gln) amidotransferase subunit B, mitochondrial. Gene Ontology annotation, molecular function: glutaminyl-tRNA synthase (glutamine-hydrolyzing) activity. The record is from RefSeq and is a predicted model, not a curated record. Bases 1 to 1452 code for a protein of 483 amino acids. The transcript has a single exon. Gene Ontology annotation, biological process: mitochondrial translation; glutaminyl-tRNAGln biosynthesis via transamidation. NCBI's taxonomy places the organism in Eukaryota, Fungi, Ascomycota, Dipodascomycetes, Dipodascales, Trichomonascaceae.
AUGUCGGGACACAAGCUCAAAUGCGGCCUGGAGGUCCACGCACAACUGCUCACGAAGCAGAAGUUGUUUUCGUCGACGAGUACGAGUUUCCAUGCGCCACCCAAUACCCGAGUGUCGUACUACGACGCUGCGCUGCCGGGCACGCAGCCGAGGUUCAACUACGAUUGUUUGAGGCUUGCCCUCACUGCGGCAGCCGCGCUCAACUGCGACGUCAAACGCUCGUUCAGUUUCGACCGCAAGCAUUACAUGUACCCUGAUCAACCCGCGGGGUAUCAAAUAACCCAGCAUUUCGAGCCGUUUGCCAUGGGAGGGUUUCUUGAUGUGAUGGCCCGCGACUACUCGAAACCGCGGGGCCACCCCACCACGCGAGUUAACAUUAAGCAAAUUCAAAUUGAGCAGGAUACCGCCAAGACAAUCUACGUUGAUAACGUGUCCCAGGUGGACCUCAAUCGCACAAACACUGGUCUUAUUGAGCUGGUAACUGAGCCUGAUCUGCCUACGGCGGAGUCUGCUGGUGUGUUUGUGAAAAAACUUCAGACUUUGUUGAGACAUCUGGGGGUGUGCAAUGGUGAAAUGGAAACAGGAGCUAUGCGUGUCGAUGUCAACGUUAGCGUCGAUGAUGGAGAGCGUUGUGAGAUCAAGAACCUGUUCAGCACCAGUGCGGUGGUGGCAGCUAUCAAGGCUGAGUUCAACCGUCAAAUCAGAGACAUUGAAAGCGGCAAAGUGAUCUCAAGCGAAACUCGAGGAUGGGAUGGUAAAGAGACUUGGAAACUUCGUGGCAAAGAGGGAUCAAUAGACUACCGCUACAUGCCCGAUCCCGAACUUCCAGUCGUGAGACUCCCAGAUUCUAUAGUCGAAAAGAUUCGCAGGUCAAUGCCGGCUCUACCUGAUCAAGUUCUCGACGAACUUGUGGCUGCGCCUUAUAACGUUCCUUUGGUUGAUGCCAAAACGUUAAUGGAUCAUGGGAUGCGAUACGUCAAUUUCUACCGCGACUCACAUGCCUUAUUUACCAAAUCUGGCGGUAAGAAGACCAGUAUAGUGUCAAAUUGGCUCGUUCACCGCUGGCUCGGCCAAACUGAAACGCAGGUGUUCCCUUCUGUUCAAGUAUUCACGGACCUUUUGAUAGCCAUGGACAAGGGCGAGAUCACAUCGACUUCAGCCAAACUUAUCUUGAAGCAUUUGGUUGGAUUAGCAGAGUCCAAUGAGCUCACUCCAGACGUUACAAUCAAGAGCAUUAUUGAUGAGUUUGAUCUGGGGACUGCCGAAGCUGACGACCAGUUGGAUGCUGUGUGUGCUGGCGUUAUUGAAGAGAACCCUGACGCUGCCAACCGCUAUCGCUCUGGUAAGAGGAACGCCGUUUCUUUCCUUUUAGGUGCUACAAUGAAGGCCACACAAGGCACUUAUAGUCCGGCUCAAGUUAAAUCCGCUUUGGAACGACUUUUAAAGAAUUAA